Xiphophorus hellerii (green swordtail) is the source of this 4359-nucleotide messenger RNA. It is a transcript of the gene ap1ar, whose product is annotated as adaptor related protein complex 1 associated regulatory protein. Gene Ontology annotation, cellular component: endosome. Gene Ontology annotation, biological process: negative regulation of cell motility; regulation of Arp2/3 complex-mediated actin nucleation; negative regulation of substrate adhesion-dependent cell spreading. The transcript has 10 exons. Bases 152 to 1051 code for a protein of 299 amino acids. The record is from RefSeq and is a predicted model, not a curated record. Gene Ontology annotation, molecular function: AP-1 adaptor complex binding; kinesin binding. Lineage: Eukaryota; Metazoa; Chordata; Actinopteri; Cyprinodontiformes; Poeciliidae.
GUUAGCAGCCAGAGAGGAAGGGGGAUAAGGAAGUGGUUGGAUCAGAGGACUGGACGUGAUGUUGAUGAUGUCGCCGCCUGCUGUGAUGCACCAGCAGCUUCCAGGAGAGCGCUAGCCGGACCCCCAGACUCCGGUCAUUCCUGACAAUGAGAUGGGUAACUGCUGGGCUUACUGCGUGGGGCUCUUCAGGAGGGAAGCCAACCGGAUCCAGAGAGGAGGCGGGUCAAAGUACUUCCGAAGUUCUACUACCGGAGAGCAUUACACAAUAGAGUUUGAAAAUCUGGUAGAAAGUGACGAGGCUGAGAGCCCAAAGCCCUGUCCGAGGCCCAUCAGUGAAGAUGAGCUCAGUCACCUCAAAGAGCACCGCUACGCUGCUAUCUCCGACAAGCAAGUCCUCAUCGACCAAAAGCUGCGAGUUGAGUUAGAGGCACAGGAGGAGAAGUUAAGGCUAGAAGAGGAGGCUAGAAAUGCCGCCCAGCGCGAGGCCGCCAGGGUGGCUCGUGAACGAAAAAUGAAGGAGCUGUACGCUCAGAGGACGCGGGGGAAAGCAGACGGCUCGGGCGGCGAAACGCAGCAGAGAAAACAAACCUCUGGGGAGGAUUUUGACGUCUACCUCCAGAACGUGAAAGCCCAGUCGGAUGCUUUCAGGAGCAACAGACAUCCCUCUGAAGCGAAUGCAGUGACGCCCAACACGGAGUACAGCUGGGAUUUCACCACUAAGACCCGCUCCACCAACGACGACGGGACAUCGCUCGAUUUAGAGUGGGAGGAUGAGGAAGGAAUCAACCGAGCUCUGCCGGCCUGGGAGCGGUCUCGGACCGAGGAGGACAUCUUGCGGGCGGCCCUGCGGCCCGGCAGCAAACAGGUGACCAGUGGGCCCACCUCGGCCUCCGAGGACUCGAACGCUCUGGAGUGGGAGAACGAUUUUGUGAGUACUCACCCCGAGGACGGUGGCGGCGCCGAAUUCGAAGGGUUCGUCAACCCCGUCCUGGACACCCCCUCAGAGGACGCCUCGGACUCUGGCCUCAGGGCGGAGAACCAGGACAGAUAGUGUCCGGCACCAAAGGAGACCUCACCAGCUUUUUGCCUCAUGAAUCCGAAAUGUCACUUCGUCGUAAUCCGUAAAGGAUCUCUGAUGCUGGAGAAAUUUGGUAAUGGAUCCAACAUAGCAGAGUCUAAAGACGAUUUUUUUUUUUUUUUCCUCAAACGUGUUUUCAGUGCCUUCAUCUGCUACAAUAUCUGACCAUUGAGAAUUGUGACUGUCCUUCCUUUUACCGUUUUAAACGUUCAGAAAGUGCUGCUUUCUUUUUUUUUUUUUUUUUGAUGACGAUCAGUGCUUGAGUGACCGAACUGAAACCAGGUUGUUGGCAGGAAACUUUAACAUGACCGGUAACUGUAAAACCAAACGGAUGCUUUAGGAGAACAAGGUGUUGGUUUAGCCAACAGAAAGACAAAGUGUCACUUUUACAUCUCCGUGUCUGAAGACCAAAUGCAGCUCUGAGUCCGGAUGAGCGUCACGCAAUUCUUUUUAUUAUUAUUUAUACAAAGGGAAUAUCCAGAAGUCAAAAUUUUACCCUCUCAAUUUUGUUCAGUACAGUAAAACAAAAACUGCAGUCUCUGUUCUAGCAAUACAGUUUAAAUCAGAUUCGUACUGAAAGUGUCAGAGUAAACCUUUCCGGAUUUAGAUUAGUGCAGAAUACCAGAAUUAUUUACAAAAAAUUCCCCCAAAAUGUCAAAAAGUUAAGAGAUAACUUUACUUGGCUUUUAUUAACCUGUAUGACUCGGGUCAAACCUUUUGUGGCCGUUUCCACAUAAUUCCCACAAUAGUUUUACUGGAAUUCUGGCACCAUUCCUCCUGACAGAACUGGUCGCCAUGCCAACACAUUGACUGUGUUGUCCUUAAGCCGCUUUGUAACUAAUUUGGCAGUAUGCUUAGGAUAAUAACUCAAUUGCGCCUUAACUUUCGUCUUCUCUGAUGACUUUGCUUCAGCAUUUCCACAUGAAUGUUCUUCCCGCAGACUUUACUGUCUGCUUUGUAAAGCGCACCAGUCAUUGGGACAUUGAAAACCGGAUCGAUUUGUUCCAGAGUGCAUUUUGGGAGCUGUCAUCUGGGUUUUAACGUUGCCUUUGGGAGUCGUGGCCUCUUCCUCUCUGCGCGGCUUUUCAGCCCCGUGUCGGUGCGGGACUCGUUUGGCUGCGGACCGUGUCGCUCGGUCGCCAGCUUCAGCCAGCGUCUUCAGAACGUCUGUUGCUUUCGCCGUGGAGUCGAAUCAACAGAUGUAAAAUCGCUGCGCUACAAGGAAGACUGUGUUUUACAUCCGACCAAGUACAUAAAAAAAAAAAAACAACUACUCUCAGAAUAAAAAAAACGCACUUGUUUUCACGUAGACUGUUUCGCUGCGAUACUCCCAGCACACAGUAAUUGCAUUCAGCCCCCAUUUGGAAGCAGUUCGCCCGGUUCACAUCGGUUCACCCAUGGAACGAACUGGGGAAACGGUUUGGUAACUUCACUUUCAUAGACACUUGGUGGAGAAAGGAUCUUCUGUCUCUAAAUGUCAGAGGUCCACCCUGCUAACUCUGAGCAGAGUUACUGCCUGUGCUUUCCUUUCUCACUGGGUGGGUGAGGCUGACCGGUGCAAUCGAUUUCAAGGCGCACAGCCAACAUUUGAAGGUUUGUUGAUGUUGGGGAGCGGUGAUGUGAAACCGGAAAACAUUCCCUGUAGAAGCUCUACGAGAGGUUUUUGUCCUUUUUAGAUUUUUACCAGGCUCUUUAAAAUAUCUUGACUGACUGGACUGCUCCUGCUACAAUACCCAAAGAUUACCACAUAAUGCAAGUAACUGCGUUUAGUCACACUAUCAAAUGUAUUGGCAUUCGUUGAUUGAAAAGAGUAACGAAAAAAUAACAAUACGGAUGGUUUUGAACUUCAUAAAUUAGAAUUUAUUGUAAUUCUUAUAGGAAAUGUAUCACGAUAAACUAUAAGCGAUACGAUAAACGCCCACACCUACUUUCAAAGUGAGUAUGCCUCGAGGAUUCUUGGAUGAUUUAACCUACAAAUGUUCGUGUUUCAGGGCAACUUGUGUGCAAAACUAUCUGAUUUCAGUGCCGUGUGAAAUCCUGGCAGUUGCAUGCAUACAUCUCUAGAAAUCACAGGACGAUGCCCAGGUUACAUUCAGCUCUCCAUAACAUGGAGGCAGAACAUUACAGAUGUCUGAAAGCUCUAAAAACUAAAUAAAAAAGUCAGCAAUUUCCAUAAAGACAUUUUUAGUUAGUUUUUUUUCUCGCUCUGUAUGCAGUCUUUGUGAUGCGUUCAGCAUCCGUGCGUGCCGCAUGUUAGCCAGCUCCAAUCAGACACGGUGUACCGACGGUGCGUGCCUUCUUCACGAAGAGGAAGCUCUGCUGCUGACUGCGACCUCUCAUCAGAAGGACAGUGCUCUGAAUGUUGGAACCGUCAAAUAUGAAAUUCUGUUCGUCUCAAAUGUUUUCCUUGUUGUUCGGCAGUGUAUCCUGAAAAAUCUGACGCAAAGCAGGAAUCUUAAAAACUAGCCUCUUUUUAAGAUGGUGUCAAAAAUCCAAAGAGCAAUUCAUUAAUGUCAAAUGCCAAAGUGAAUUAGAAAAUCUACGUGGGAAGGCAAAUAAUUUUUUUUUUUAGAGUGGUGAACAUCAAAACGGGAUUUAAAACUUCCACUCAUCCGAUUCCUGUGACGUGUGGUCAAUAGAGGCGCACCGAUUCCAGGUUGUUGUUUUUCUGGCCAAUUGUCGAUCUUUAAAAAAGCCAAUUUUAAGCAGAUGUCAAUUUAUUUAUUUAUUUUUUAAUUAAAAAAAAAAUUAAAUUUUGUUUAGAAAGUUGCUAAAUAUAUAGCGAAAAAGUCAAUCUCGCACGUAAAUAUCAGGCCGACCCAACUGGUCGGUCACCCAAAAUUAAGGAAGUCUGAGUCCGGUUCUUCGGUGCACCCCUGGCUUACAGUAACGCUGUUGGUGUGUAUAAAAUCUGUUGUAAACAAGUUGGUCAGAAAACUGGUCAUAACUGUUUCUUAUAUUAUCACAAGAGGUUUUGUUUAGUUUUCACUCUGAUCACUUUCUUUGCUUGUUUUAGCGGAUCUUGAAACCAACUCUCAUGUCGACUGGUGGGAGGGAGACAAUGACCCGGGGAGUGUGUAGAAGACACACAGGUUCAUUUUCAGCCUUUUUUUUUUUUUUUUAAAUCAGUUGUACUUUACUGCACCAUUUAAUAAUUACAUUUUAGGUUUUGUUGUGAUUGUUGUUUGAAGUUGGCUUAUUGUAAAUUGUGAAAAAAAAAGAAGUAUAAUUAAACAUUCCUUGUCAUGAUGAGUUGAAGAAAAUAAAUUCAUAGUUUUAAA